Molecule: messenger RNA, 279 nt
Organism: Penicillium subrubescens
Lineage: Eukaryota; Fungi; Ascomycota; Eurotiomycetes; Eurotiales; Aspergillaceae
Exons: 1
Coding region: 1-279 (92 amino acids)
Source: RefSeq, a predicted model, not a curated record
AUGCAAUCUACCAUUCAAGCCCAACAGGGUCCCUUCCCAGACCGGACUCGAGAACCCAUGGCAUCUGCAACACAACCACAAAGUCUCUCCUCUACUGACUCCCAUCCACUAUCGGAUCCGAAUCAGGAUGCAGAGUCAGACCAAUCCUGGAAACCAAGAUUCGAUCGUCGCCAAAGCUGGAGCCAGGAGGACCAGAAACAUCUGUUGCAGGAACGAUUGUUGGAGCAUGCUGAUAUAGGACGGGAGACUGGAUUUACGGAGACGGGAUCGAGUCACUGA